AUGGGCGACGGUUCUUCUCAAACGGGAGAUGCGGCCUCGCCCCGGGAGGAUCCAGUCGAGGUGUUGGGCAACGUGACUCUGAGUUUUCCCGAGAGUUUCUUUGCCAAUCCCUUUGCCGUUUCCUUCCCGGGAGACAUCCCAUGCCCUGGAGCACCCACGAUCCAAUUCAUCCCAGAAUGCACCUCAGUGCCCGCUGCGAACUCGGGCCAUUCUGGCGCCGAGGCAUCUCCAAUCACGCCGGAUACCGGUCUCGGUGGGAUAUCGGACUUCAGCAACUCCAUCAAAUCUCCAAAGUCGACUCUCUGCACUCCAUUGAGCUCAAGUGAAAAUACCCGUCCUGCGCUCAAACGCCCGCCGGGUCCCAAGACGAAAUACGGACCACAAAUCCAUUUCGUCGAUAUGGCCGACAAGAAGGGUGCUCAACGGAUCCGUAACACGAUGAACUCUCGAAAGCAUCGUCAGAACAAACUUGACAAGAUAAGAGAGCUGGAGAAGAAGUUGGCGACAAUCGAAGCAGAGAGGGAGAGAUGGCAGGGGCGAGCGACGGAGAUGGGGUGGAAACCAUCUCAGUAG
Molecule: messenger RNA, 573 nt
Organism: Cladophialophora psammophila CBS 110553
Lineage: Eukaryota; Fungi; Ascomycota; Eurotiomycetes; Chaetothyriales; Herpotrichiellaceae
Exons: 1
Coding region: 1-573 (190 amino acids)
Biological process (GO): regulation of DNA-templated transcription
Molecular function (GO): DNA-binding transcription factor activity
Source: RefSeq, a predicted model, not a curated record